Eufriesea mexicana is the source of this 3489-nucleotide messenger RNA. RefSeq names its product DNA excision repair protein ERCC-6. NCBI's taxonomy places the organism in Eukaryota, Metazoa, Arthropoda, Insecta, Hymenoptera, Apidae. Gene Ontology annotation, biological process: transcription-coupled nucleotide-excision repair. The coding region runs from base 1 to 3489 and encodes 1162 amino acids. The record is from RefSeq and is a predicted model, not a curated record. Gene Ontology annotation, cellular component: nucleus. The transcript is spliced from 16 exons. Gene Ontology annotation, molecular function: ATP binding; ATP-dependent activity, acting on DNA.
AUGGAAAAUAAUAAUCCAGAAUAUGAUUCUGAUAAUGAAAUAUUAAAUAAAGUAUAUAUGAAUGAAAAUAUUAAUGACAAUCUAAUGGAAAAGGUUUUAUCUGUAAGAAGUGAAGAAAGCAUUUUUUGUGAAACAUCAAAAGAAAUUAAUGAUCUUGUAAAAUCAAGUAUACAAACAAAAAGUGGUUCAGAAGAAAUAAAUAUUAGUGAUAAAACUAAUACUAUAAAUUUUUCAAAACAAAAAGAAUUAGAAAAACAAGUUUUAAGUGGUGAGAUUACACCAUUUCAAGCAAUUGAAAAACAGUCUGAUUUGUCAAAAACUAAAGGAACAUUUAAUAAAUCAUCUCAUUUACUUGAUCUUGAAAAAUACCUUCGACAACAGGCUGAACUUGCCAAACAAAGAAAACAAUUAAAGGAAAGCUUAAAGGUUUCUAAACCUGAUACUAAGCAUGCGGUAUUAGUUAAAAAACCCAAAUUAUCCAAUAUUAACUCGAAAGAAUGUAAAACUAUAGAAAAAACAAAAUUCAAGAUCAAUAAAAGAAAAUUAGUUCCUAAUUUUGAAACAUCAAAAGAUUUAAAUACAAAUACUGAUAUCAGUUGUGGAAUAGAAGAUAAUAAAUCUAAUGAACUUGAUGAUUCUAUCAAAGGAACUAAACAUUCCAAAAAUGCAUUUAUUUUCUAUAAUACAUCUAAAAAUAAUACUAAAGACACAUUGACUAAAAAUAUAGCAAAUAUUAAGCCUAUAGAUAUAGCAAGUGAUUCUGGAAGUGAAUAUGUACCAAGUGAAGAAGAAAUUGAUUCAGAAAAUGAAGGAUCAUCAUCUAAGAAAAGAAAAUCUCUUAGAAAAUCUAUUCAUACAAAAAAAGUUUUGGAUGAUGGGGAUGAACAAAUGUAUAGACAAAGGGUGGAAGAAAAUGGUUAUCCAAAGGCCAAACCACUACAUAAAGUAGAUAAUUUAUUUAAAGUUCCACAAUCUAUAUGGAAAAAAUUAUAUAAGUAUCAAAGAGUAUCUGUACAAUGGUUAUGGGAACUACAUCUUCGUGGCUUAGGAGGAUUAUUAGGUGAUGAAAUGGGAUUGGGAAAAACUGUACAAGUAAUUGCAUUUCUUGCAGGAUUAGAUUGCAGUGAAUUACUAUCUGAUGGUGGAAGAUUCCGAGGAUUAGGACCUAGUAUAGUUGUUUGUCCAGCUACGCUAAUGGAACAAUGGGUAAAACAUUUUCAUGAAUGGUGGCCUAUCCUAAGAGUGGUUGUUUUACAUCAUUGUGGAACUUACAGUGGUGAUUUGGAAUAUUUAAUGCACUCUUUAAAACCUGGUGGAAUAUUAAUUACAUCUUAUUCUGGUAUGCUUAAACAUAAGGAUUUACUUAUAGCCAAUCAAUGGCAUUAUGUCAUACUUGAUGAAGGUCAUAAAAUAAGGAAUCCGCAAGCAAAGGUUAGUAAAGCAGUGAAGGAGUUUCCCACACCACACAGGCUUUUGUUAACUGGUAGCCCCAUGCAAAACUCCUUAAAAGAAUUGUGGUCCUUGUUUGAUUUUAUACUACCAGGGAAAUUAGGGACUUUACCUGCAUUUUUAGAGCAUUGUGCAAGUCCUAUAACACGUGGAGGAUAUGCAAAUGCUACUCCUUUACAGGAGGCUACUGCACUUCAGGUUGCUGCAAUGCUUAGAGAUGCUAUUACACCAUAUAUGCUCCGAAGAACAAAAAAUGAUGUGCAACAUCAUGUUAGUUUACCAGAAAAAAACGAGCAGGUAUUAUUCUGUAGUUUAACAGAAGAACAAAAAAAAUUAUAUAAAAAAUAUUUGCGUUCUGCAGACGUUUCUUUCAUUUUACAUGAAAAAAAUCAUAUAGAAAGCGGAAGAUACAAAGCCCGCCUUUUAAUAGCAUUAUCAGCCCUCAGAAAAAUAUGUAACCAUCCCGAUCUGUUUCUUUAUACGAGUCCAAUUGAUUCUGAUGAAGAAGAUUUUAAUAUAUCAGAUGAAACAUUGGAAAAAUUUGGAUUCUGGAAACGUUCCGGUAAGAUGAUAGUGGUCCGAUCUCUACUUAAGAUUUGGAAAAAACAAGGGCAUAGAGUAUUACUUUUCACUCAAGGAAGACAGAUGAUGCAUGUUUUAGAAUCAUUAAUACAAAGUGAAGAAUAUACUUAUUUAAGAAUGGAUGGAACAACUCCUAUGUCACAACGACAAGAAACAAUCCAUUUGUUUAAUAUGGAUUCAUCAUAUUUCAUUUUUCUAUUAACUACACGUGUUGGAGGUUUAGGUGUAAAUUUGACCGGAGCAAAUCGUGUAGUUAUUUAUGAUCCAGAUUGGAAUCCAGCAACUGAUGCUCAAGCAAGAGAACGUGCAUGGAGAAUAGGGCAAAAUAAGAAGGUCACUAUUUACAGGCUUAUUACUGCUGGUACUAUUGAAGAAAAGAUAUACCACAGACAAAUAUUUAAAGUACUUUUAUCGAAUAAAGUGUUAGAAGAUCCACGUCAGCGUAGACUAUUUAAAACUUCCGAUUUAGUUGAACUUUUUAAUUUCAACGAAUCCAUUGAUGGUCAUUCUACUGAAUCUGAUGAAUUAUUUCGAGAGUCUAGGUUAAUUCCUUUAACUGCCAAAUUUUCAUCUAAUAAAAUUGAAAAAAUGAGAAAAUUGGCAGCUACACUUAGCAAAAAUAUAAGCCAAAAUACCUCAAAUUCUACACCUGGAGUACACAUAACAGAUGUUACAGAAAAUAAUUGUCCCUCCAAUUGCCACAAUAAAAAUAAUAAUCCUAAUAAUCCUAAUAAUAAUAAUAAUAAUAAAAAUGAUAAUUUAACAAACGAAAAUAUUACAAGUGAAGAAAAUUUUCAUAAAAAACAUGAAGAUACUUCUUUUCUUGAGAAUCAGAAAGAUAUUAGAGACAAGGAUACACAAAAUAAAAUUUCAGAAAAUAUCGAAUAUAAUACAGGCAACAUUUUAAACGUAAUAAAUAAAAUAGAAAACGAAAAUCAUACAUUAAAAAAUAAAUCAAAUGCUGAUAUUAAAACAGAUGAAAUUUCAAACGAAACUAUUAUACAAAGUUCAUCUACUGAUUCUACACUUGAUAUUUUUAAUAAAAAUAACGAAACCAUUUCAUGCAAUGUGAAUGAAGAUUCAUCGUCAAAAUUAAAUAAAUCACAUCAUAAAAAAAGAAAUAAAAAAAAACCUCAAUCAGAAAAACACUCUACUUCUGCCCUAUUUGAAGGAGAACGUAUUUCACAUUUAAUUGGACGACGUCUUGGUCGUUCUUUGACAGAAGAAACUGAAUCGAUUGAAGAUGAUCAAUAUGUCUUAGAAAAAUUAUUCGCUAAAGCGAGUGUAACUUCUGCUUUCCAACAUGAAACAGUAUUAUCAAAUACAGGAUAUAAUUCGGAUGAUAAAAAUCCAAUGCAACGAUUAGCACGUGAAACAGCGCAAGAAAAUAUGGAUAAUAUUCGUAAAUCUCGUAAAUGGUGUUGGAAACCUACUUGGGAUUCUACAAAAAAUGACUAA